Zingiber officinale is the source of this 1608-nucleotide messenger RNA. Its product is annotated as VAN3-binding protein-like. The record is from RefSeq and is a predicted model, not a curated record. Lineage: Eukaryota; Viridiplantae; Streptophyta; Magnoliopsida; Zingiberales; Zingiberaceae. Bases 87 to 1256 code for a protein of 389 amino acids. The transcript is spliced from 7 exons.
CGACCUCUUCGCCUUUAUUAUCACUACUCCAUCGGACCAAUCUCCCACUCGCAUCUCAUCUCAUCGACUCAUGGUGGUGAUCUUCCAUGGAGAAGCCUUCGCAUCAUCCUCUUCGCCAUCACCGCGCGUCGACGACGCGGCUGGAGGACAUCGAGGAAGAGCGCCCGGCGAGCAGCCUCCCCCUGGCGCUGCGGCCGCCGGAGACGCCCACGGAGGCGAUGGAGUUCCUCGCGCGCUCCUGGAGUCUCUCUGCUCUUGAGGUCUCCAAAGCGCUGACUCUGUUCGAGUCCAAGAAACCACCUUCGGAUUCGUCCGCCGCCAGGAGAGACGUGAAUCCAGUGGCAGAGAUCACAGUUGCUAGUGCCGGUGAGGUGCCCGGGAUUAGUCCCCCCAUUUCGCCAAGAGACAACAUCGAACUCAAGUUGCACAGAGGCUCGCCGAGAGGGAAGACGAUGGGCGCAUGGCUCAAGGACCAGAGGGAGAAGCGAAGGGCCGAGGCUCGAACCCGCAAAGCCCAAGCCUACGCCGCCACCUCCGUCGCCGGAGUCGCGGCUGCCGUCGCAGCUGUCGUCGCCACCGCCGUCUUCUCUCAGGAAGGAUCCAAAGCCAACGGUGACAGCCAGAUCACCGCUGCCAUUGCCUCGGCCGCGGCGCUGGUGGCGUCGCACUGCGUGGAGAUGGCGCAGACGAUGGGCGCGACUCAGGCGCAGAUCAUGACGGUCAUCCACUCGGCGGUUGGGGCGCAGAGCAGCGGAGACGUGAUGGCACUCACAGCCGGAGCUGCGACCGCCUUACGAGGAGCAGCAACGUUGAGGGCGAGGCUUUGUACAGAGAUUCAAAGUGCAGCAGCAGCAACAGGGGAGAAGGAAUUAGACAAGUGCCUCCUUCCCUUGACUUUUGUUGCUAGAGGAGGGCAGCUUGUUAAACGCACUAGAAAAGGAAUUCUUCACUGGAAGCAAGUUUCAGUAUAUACAAACUCCAAAUGGGAGGUGGUGGUGAAAACAAAGAGUACACACAUGGCUGGGACCUUCAUCAAGAAGAAGAAGAGUAUUGUGAUUGAUGUUUGCUCCAACAUACCUGCAUGGCCUGGAAGAGAAGUGGAAGAUGGAAGCAAUCAGAGGGCCUAUUUUGGGAUCAGAACUCCAGAUAGGUUAAUCGAAUUCGAAUGCAGAAAAUGUGACAAAAAGAUCUGGACUGAAGGUAUCAGACAGAUGCUCGAGUGCCAUGCCAGCAUGAACAUAGUGAAACCAAUGUAAAGAAAAGAAAAUUUGAAGUUGUAUGAUAAGAAUGGAUUUGAUAUUACUUCUAAAGACGAUCUCCAAAUCUACAUCGCCGAAUGGUAGCUGUGUUUUUGCUUGCUUCCAUGUAGGCAAAAUGACUAUGUACAUGUCCAGAUCUAUUUUGCAGGCGUUAUGUUCCCCUUGUGAUGCACCUUGAUCCUGUCCAAAAAUAGAGAUGAUGGUAAGCUGAGGAUGUGACUUAAAUGUUGACAAAGCGAAGACUCCUCGUAGUCCUACAACACAAAAGUGUUAGUGCCAAGUCGGGAAGAGGUUUCCGACGUUGGUCAUUCGACGCUCAAGUCAAUCUCUGAUGAUGUAGAAAAAUGAA